Messenger RNA from Hyaena hyaena (striped hyena), 1020 nucleotides. RefSeq names its product transmembrane protein 235 (gene TMEM235). Gene Ontology annotation, cellular component: apical plasma membrane. The record is from RefSeq and is a predicted model, not a curated record. NCBI's taxonomy places the organism in Eukaryota, Metazoa, Chordata, Mammalia, Carnivora, Hyaenidae.
AUGCCGCCUGGCCGUUUGGAGGCUGAAAAUCCGAGGUUUAGAGAGAUUAAGACGUUUGCCCAGGAUCCAGGCCAGCGGCCAGCUCCUCGCUCUGCCAUCGCCAUCGCCAUCGCCAUCGCCAUCGCCAAGAGGUGGGACCGAUCUUCCUGCGAACCUGGGGGGGCGCGCGCCGCUCCCCGCAUCCCCCCACUCUGCCCCGCUCACCAAAUCCCGGGUGCCCCCUGCCCGGCCGGGCUCCCCCGCUCCCCCGCUCCCCAUCGCCCCCCACUCGCCCACUCCCGCGGCCCCCCCCCGGGCCCCGCACCGCGCACCCCGGGCCCCGCAUGGCCCGGCCUGGGGGCGCUGCUCAGCUUCGCGCUGCUGGCGGCCGCCGUGGCCAGCGACUACCGGUGCGUCCUGGAGGUGGCGGACGCCGGCAACCGCACGGGGCGCGCCGCGCGGCUGUCCUCGCACUGGGGGCUCUGGCGCGUCUGCGAAGGGCAGAACAGCUGCAUCCCCUUGAUCGACCCCUUUGCCAGCGAGAGCCUGGAUGCCUCCGCCUCAGAGCGGCACCUCAUCUCCCUGCACCGAGCUGUCAUGGUGGUCCUGCCCCUGAGCCUCGUGCUUGUCGUGUGCGGCUGGGUCUGCGGCCUCUUCAGUUCCCUGGUACAGAGCACCCUCCUGCUCCUCUUCACCGGCUGCUACUUCUUGCUGGGGGGUGCCCUGACCCUGGCGGGGGCCAGCAUCUACAUCCGCUACUCGCACCUGGCCUUCGCCGAGACCGCGUGCCAGUACGGCCCCGGCAUGUGCAGGACCGUAGCCUGGGGCUCCUGCGCCUCCGAGGCUCUCAGCGGCGUCCUGCUGCUCACCGCGGGAGCCCUCAGCCUGAGCCGGCAGCCGGGGGCCCCACUCUGUGGUCAUCUGAGCCUGGUGGGGCUGCUGCUUCCGGUGGGCUGGUACUCCGGGACCCCAGACCUCCCAUCUGCAGCUCCCCGCGGAUGUCUGGGCGCCCUGAGCAAGCGCAUGUGCACGUCCGGGUGA